This is a messenger RNA of Lactuca sativa (garden lettuce), 473 nucleotides long. The record is from RefSeq and is a predicted model, not a curated record. NCBI's taxonomy places the organism in Eukaryota, Viridiplantae, Streptophyta, Magnoliopsida, Asterales, Asteraceae.
AAAUGGGUCAUCUUCAAAUAUUAUAUGGAAAUCUUGCACCUGAAGGCUCAGCAGCAAAGAUCACAGGAAAAGAAGGGUUAUAUUUCUCUGGUCCUGCAUAUGUCUUUGAGGGGGAGGAAGCCAUGAUUGCAGCCAUCUCUGAAGACCCCAUGAGUUUUAAGGGGAAAGUGGUUGUUAUUAGAGGAGAAGGUCCUAAAGGGGGCCCAGGUAUGCCUGAGAUGCUGACACCAACAAGUGCAAUAAUGGGUGCAGGUCUUGGGAAGGUAAUUUUUAAGGUUUCAUUCAAAAUCGCUUAAAAAGUUAUAAUUUUUCUUGUUUCUAACAAAUUGUUUUUAAAAGCUAUUUAGAUUGUGUAAAUUAGUUAUAUAUUGAUGAGAUAAAAUUUUGUGAAAUUUUGUAGGAAUGUGCAUUAUUAACUGAUGGAAGAUUUUCAGGUGGUUCACACAGAUAUGUUGUUAGACAUAUUUUCCCUG